AGAGAGAGAGAGAGAUGGGCAACAGAAACCCUGAAGUGGAUUCUCCUGCAACAAAUGGAGGAGAUGGAAGGUACAGCUACAGCAAAAAUUCCCAAUACCAGAGACUGGCCACCAAUGUCUUGAGCGAAAAGCUUGAUGCCGCUAUAACAGAGAAAUUCGACAUUGCAAGUCUAUCCUCUCCUUCCCAUGCAAUCCGACUCGCCGACCUGGGAUGUGCCACCGGUCCCAACACGAUUGCAGCGAUGCAAAACAUCGUACAAAUCUUGCAAAGGAAGUUCAAAUCUCAAUGCCCUAAUUCUCGAACCCUGCCCGAGUUCCACGUGUUCUUCAACGACAAGAUCUCGAACGACUUCAACACCCUCUUCGCAACCCUCCCUUCUGAUAAACCCUACUUUGCAGCAGGAGUUCCCGGCUCUUUCCACACCAGGUUGUUCCCCAACGCGUCCCUUCACUUCGUGUACUCCUCCAUCGCGCUGCACUGGCUCUCCGAGGUCCCUGAGAAAGUGACGGACCGGGAGUCGGCAGCGUGGAACAAAGGUAGGGUUCACUACACUAGUGCCCCGGAAGAAGUGGUUGCAGCUUAUGCAGAGCAGUUUGCGAAGGAUACGGAGCAGUUUUUGAGGACUAGGGCUGAGGAGGUAGUGAGCGGAGGGAUGGUGGUGAUUAUCAUGCCGGGAAUUCCGCAUGGUAUGCCUCAACGGCGAGUUCCAAGCGGGCUUAUGUAUGAUGUCAUGGCUUCUAGUCUCAUGGACAUGGUGAAUGAAGGUCUAAUCAGCGAAGAUGAACUGGAUUCCUUCAACUUGCCACUGUAUGCACCCUCGCCGGAAGAGAUGACCAUGCUAGUGACCAAAAAUGGCGAUUUCAACAUCGAAGCAAUGGAGCUAACAAACCCAUUGCCCAACACGAACGGCCCCAUCAACGUCCGUGGAUGGAUGGUGCACGUGAGGGCAGCAAUGGAAGGCAUGCUUAUGAAGCACUUUGACAAGGACAAGAUCGACGAGUUGUUUGAUCGAUUGGUUCGGAAGUUGUCCGACGAGUGUUCUCAAGAGCUUGAAUCAUGCUACAGAGAAGGCAUUCAACUGUUCAUCGUUUUGAAACGCAGAUAAAGUAUUGAUAAUGAUCGGUGCGUAGUCGCUUGUGCGCUUACGAAUGUUGAUUUGAUUCCCUCCGCUUGUCCUUUGUUCCCUACUCAAGAUUUGCUUGUAAAAGAAGUUUGUCUUGUAGUAUAAGGUUGUGCUU
Molecule: messenger RNA, 1239 nt
Organism: Syzygium oleosum
Lineage: Eukaryota; Viridiplantae; Streptophyta; Magnoliopsida; Myrtales; Myrtaceae
Product: loganic acid O-methyltransferase-like
Exons: 3
Coding region: 15-1106 (363 amino acids)
Biological process (GO): methylation
Molecular function (GO): S-adenosylmethionine-dependent methyltransferase activity
Source: RefSeq, a predicted model, not a curated record